CUAAACGGUAAUCUCAAAGGCGAGCCACCAAGAAUCUUUGAUUGCUUAAGGAUUUUCUUCAAAUUCAGGAUACAUACAUAUAUAUAGAUAAACUAGAUGGCUUUACGAAUUCAGAACUUGCUGAAGAAAAACUUUGAUGAACCACACUUUACUGUCAGUUGCCCAUCAUGGUGGAAUUCUAAUGAACAGCAAUUUUCACCAUCUUUAUCCAAGAACAUAAGCUUUAAAGUAGACUCUUCACCUCAACCUUAUCAUGAAGCAAAGCAGUUAGGACUUAAUCUUCCGGACCAGGAAUCGUCCUCAACUCUGUCAAUUGGUCAAUCUCACAAUGAAAUGAGUGCCAUGGGAGGGACCAAUUCACAAGAUCAAUGUAUUUCGUCUGAAUCUGAUGAAAGUUGUGGGAAGGGCGUGGAGGGCAAAAUGAGGCCGGUUCUCUUGCUGAGUACUCCAGAUGGUGUGUCCAAUCAUUCACAAGCUGAUUGUAGCUAUUCAGUGGUUCGUACUCCAUAUCCAUGUGCUGAUCCUUACUUUGGUGGGCUGUUUAAUCCUUAUGGACCACAUGCGUUCAUUCAGCCCCAGAUGGGUUCUCAUGUGGUGGGGAUGACUGCUGGACGAGUCCCACUGCCUCUUGAUCUUGCAGAUGAUGGACCCAUUUAUGUUAAUGCUAAACAGUACCAUGGAAUUCUGAGAAGGAGACAAUCACGGGCAAAACUUGAGGCUCAAAACAAACUUGUGAAAAAUCGAAAGCCAUACCUUCAUGAGUCUCGGCACAUUCAUGCCUUAAAUAGGGUUCGAGGAUCUGGUGGACGCUUUCUCAGCACAAAAAAGCUCCAACGAUCUGAUCCCAUGUCCUCUAAUGGCCAGUGUAAUGUACUAGAUACCAUCCACUUGCACCCAAAGAAUGAUGCAUCAGAACUUGAAAGCUGCCAAUCAAGAACUGGUCAAUCCAGUGCCUCAAAAACAACCCGCUCUGACACCACCAGCGUCUCCAACAGUGAUGUCAAUUUCAGGCAGCCAGAUCGCCGAUUCUCAGGUAUUGCUGCUCACCUGGGUGGAGGCGUGCAAAUCAAUGGUGGGCUUAUGAGCAGCGGAACCCAACACCAUGCUUCUGUUGUUCGGUGAAAAUGCGGAAUAAGAAGACCGUGUCACCGGUCCAGGCAAUUCAUCCUUGGCUCUGUCUCUUUACUUGGUACAAAAAGUGCAUGAAGGACACUGUUAUGUAUUCAAUUUCUCUGCACUUUGCUUUCUUUCUAUAUAUACAUCUCCGCGUGUCAGCAUGGUUUGAAAAGAGUUUGUCUUUGAAAUCUAUCCUUUGGUUGCACUGAUUGUUAAAUAUGGUAACUUUGCAAGUGUUUGCUCAUCAGAUUAUCAAAUAAAUAUCAGACUUGGGGUUGUA
Messenger RNA from Populus euphratica (Euphrates poplar), 1396 nucleotides. RefSeq names its product nuclear transcription factor Y subunit A-3-like. The record is from RefSeq and is a predicted model, not a curated record. The transcript is spliced from 5 exons. Gene Ontology annotation, molecular function: DNA binding; DNA-binding transcription factor activity. Gene Ontology annotation, cellular component: CCAAT-binding factor complex. Lineage: Eukaryota; Viridiplantae; Streptophyta; Magnoliopsida; Malpighiales; Salicaceae. Bases 97 to 1122 code for a protein of 341 amino acids. Gene Ontology annotation, biological process: regulation of DNA-templated transcription.